UUAUUUUCCGACACAAACAGAGCAAUGACGUCCGUUAACGUUAAGCUCCUUUACCAUUACGUCUUAACCAACUUUUUCAACCUCUGUUUGUUCCCGUUAACGGCGUUCGUCGCCGGAAAAGCCUCUCGGCUUACCACAAACGAUCUCCACAACUUCUUUUCCUAUCUCCAACACAACCUUAUAACCGUAGCUAUACUCUUUGCUUUCACUGUCUUUGGUUUGGUUCUCUACAUGGUAACCCGACCCAAACCGGUUUAUCUCGUUGACUACUCGUGCUACCUUCCACCACCGCAUCUCAGAGCCAGUGUCUCCAAAGUCAUGGAUGUUUUCUAUCAAAUAAGAAAAGCUGAUACUUCACGGAACGUGGCAUGCGAUGAUCCGUCCUCGCUUGAUUUCCUGAGGAAGAUUCAAGAGCGUUCAGGUCUAGGUGAUGAGACCUACGGUCCCGAGGGACUCCUUCACGUGCCCCCACGGAAGACUUUUGCAGCGGCACGUGAAGAGACAGAGCAGGUUAUCAUUGGUGCGCUCGAAAAUCUAUUCGAGAACACCAAAGUUAACCCUAGAGAGAUUGGUAUACUUGUGGUGAACUCAAGCAUGUUUAAUCCAACUCCUUCGCUAUCCGCGAUGGUCGUUAAUACUUUCAAGCUCCGAAGCAACAUCAAAAGCUUUAAUCUUGGAGGAAUGGGUUGUAGUGCUGGUGUUAUCGCCAUUGAUCUUGCUAAGGACUUGUUGCAUGUUCAUAAAAACACUUAUGCUCUUGUGGUGAGCACUGAGAACAUCACUCAUGGGAUUUAUGCUGGCGAAAAUAGAUCAAUGAUGGUUAGCAACUGCUUGUUCCGUGUUGGUGGGGCCGCGAUUUUGCUCUCCAACAAGCCUGGAGAUCGGAGACGGUCCAAGUACAAGCUAGCUCACACGGUUCGAACCCAUACGGGAGCUGAUGACAAGUCUUUUCGAUGUGUGCAACAAGAAGACGAUGAGAGUGGUAAAAUCGGAGUUUGUCUGUCAAAGGACAUAACCAAUGUUGCGGGGACAACGCUUAAGAAAAACAUAGCAACAUUGGGUCCGUUGAUUCUUCCUUUAAGCGAGAAAUUUCUUUUUUUCGUUACCUUCGUCGCCAAGAAACUUUUAAAGGAUAAAAUCAAGCAUUACUAUGUCCCGGAUUUCAAGCUUGCUAUUGACCAUUUCUGUAUUCAUGCCGGAGGCAGAGCCGUGAUCGAUGAGCUAGAGAAGAGCUUAGGACUAUCGCCGAUAGAUGUGGAGGCAUCUAGAUCAACGUUACAUAGAUUUGGGAAUACUUCGUCUAGCUCAAUUUGGUAUGAAUUGGCAUACAUUGAGGCAAAAGGAAGAAUGAAGAAAGGGAAUAAAGCUUGGCAGAUUGCUUUAGGAUCAGGGUUUAAGUGUAAUAGUGCGGUUUGGGUGGCUCUACGCAAUGUCAAGGCUUCGGCAAAUAGUCCUUGGCUACAUUGCAUCGAUAGAUAUCCGGUUAAAAUUGAUUCUGAUUUGUCAAAGUCAGAGACUCGUGUCCAAAACGGUCGGUCCUAAUUUGAUGUAUCUAUCUGAGUGCCAACGUUUACUUUGUCUUUUCUUUCUUCUUUCUUUUAUUGGUUAUGAUUAGAUGUUUAAGAUGUUCUCUCUUUUUCGUUAUAAAUAAAGAUGUUCCAUUGUU
This is a messenger RNA of Arabidopsis arenosa, 1666 nucleotides long. The record is from the annotation of a GenBank genome assembly. NCBI's taxonomy places the organism in Eukaryota, Viridiplantae, Streptophyta, Magnoliopsida, Brassicales, Brassicaceae.